AUGCCGCGCGCCCACGCCGACGUGGUGGACGAGAUUGAGCAGAUGGCAUUGGGUAAGUACGGCGGCCUGCCGCACUGGGGUAAGAACCGCAACUUCGCCUUCGAUGGUGUCAUCGCAAGGUACCCAAAAGCCAAUAAGUUCCUUAAGGUAAAGAAUAUGUACUACCCCGACGGGCUCUUCUCCAGCGAGUGGACCGAUCAAGUGCUCGGCGUCAACGGGACCCCCAACAUCAUUAAGAAGCGUUGCGCCAUUGAAGGACUAUGUGUCUGCUCUGACGACUUGCACUGUGCGCCAGAGCAGGGGUACUUCUGCCGGCCAGGGAAGGUUUACACGAAUGCAAGAUUUUGCUCUUCCACCGAGGAAUAUUAG
Messenger RNA from Triticum turgidum subsp. durum (durum wheat), 369 nucleotides. NCBI's taxonomy places the organism in Eukaryota, Viridiplantae, Streptophyta, Magnoliopsida, Poales, Poaceae. The record is from the annotation of a GenBank genome assembly.